AGCAGCUUAUCACCAAGAAAUACACUGGCGGUGGCAUCAGAGAACAUAUCUUAGAAAUGAGCCACAUGGCCAACAAGCUUAAGACAAUGGACAUGCCUUUGCCAGAAAAGUUCAUUGUUCAGCUGGUCUUCAAGUCACUACCAAAGGCGUUUGAGGCAUUUCAUGUCAACUAUAACGCUUUUCCAGAAGAUUGGGGCAUUGACAAGCUGAUUGGCAUGUGUGUUCAAGAAGAAGAUCGCCUUAAGAACUCCAAUGGUGGUGAGCUUGCUUUUCAAGUUCAACACAAGAAAAAGAAUUUUCAGAAUAAGAACUUCCAGCAUAACAAGAGACCUUUCCCACCUGGCAAGAAUCAGCAUGAGAGUGGUCCUUCCAGACCACCUCCACAGAAAGACUGGGAAAAUUUUCCAGUUGAACAAGACCAGUGCCUGAAGUGCAAAAAGAGAGGGCACUACAAGAGGGACUGCCCAGAAUUCCUGAAAGAGUUGUUAAGAAAGGGGAUCAAGUAUGAGGAGGACCCUGCCAAGAGGCGCAAGAAGAAUUAAAGUUGCAAACGGUGUAGAAGCUGAAGUCGAAGCCAUUGCAGAAUUUCAUUUAGAAUUACAUAGUGGCUUUGUACUUUGUUUGAGAGAUGUUCUUUAUGUACCGUCUUUGCAACGAAACUUAAUAAGUGUGUCUAAAUUAGAUGAUGACGCUAUUGCUUGUCAUUUUGGUGAUGGCAAGU
This is a messenger RNA of Panicum virgatum (switchgrass), 721 nucleotides long. RefSeq lists its product as uncharacterized. The record is from RefSeq and is a predicted model, not a curated record. Lineage: Eukaryota; Viridiplantae; Streptophyta; Magnoliopsida; Poales; Poaceae. Bases 57 to 542 code for a protein of 161 amino acids. The transcript is spliced from 2 exons. Gene Ontology annotation, molecular function: zinc ion binding; nucleic acid binding.